CGUGUAAGCACCUCCAAAGCCAGAAUGCCAGAACCGACUCCAAAACGUUCUUUUCGGACGUCUGCACUCUCCCGGACGGACGCGAUCGGGCAGUGUUAUUGUCUCUCCUUGCUUGGUGGUGGCGUUUUUUUUGGAAGAAAUUCAGUACACAAUGGCUCUACGUUACGAUGAGCAUAAGGUGCCGUUUGUUGACUUUGGAAAUGGUGUAAAGUUGCAGUUUGAUUAUGAGGAGUUUACGGACGAACCAUCGAAGGAGAAGGCAAUGAACGAGCUGCGCGAAACGCCGGACGUGAUGGAAGCGUCCAUUCGGAAGCUGCGCGAACUAAUUCAGCAGGAAAAGCAGCUCGAACUACCAGUGGACGAUGAGUCGUUUAUGAAGCGAUUUUUGCGACCGAAGAAAUACUACCCCGAAAGUACACUCGAGAUGUUGAAAGCAUUCUAUCACAUGAAGGCAAAGCAUAACUUCAUCUCCGACCGGCUGACAACGAAAUCGAUCCAGAACGCGCUGGACGACCGGGCGGUACAGAUUCUCCCGAAGCGCGACCAGCACGGCCGUCGCAUCCUGUACAUGGAAAUGGGAGCUAAGUGGAACUGCACGAAGGUACCGUCGAUGGAGGUGAUCCGCUGCACCAACCUGCUGAUGGAGAUGGUCGGGCGCGAACCGGCCACCCAGCUGCACGGCAUCGUGUUCGUGAUCAACUUCGAUCGGCUGUCCCUAUCGCACAUUAGCCAGUUUCCACCGAAGUUCGUCAAGACGGUCGUGGACCAUGGGCAGAAGCACUCGCCCUACCGCAUCAAGGGCAUACACAUUGUGAACAAUGCGCGCAUGUUUAACAUCUUCUUCAAGAUAUUCAAACCAUUCCUCGGGAAAAAGUGGAGCCAGCGGAUAUUCCUACACGGUGUCGACUUUGCAUCACUGCACGAUCACAUCGCGCCGGACUGUUUGCCCUCGACUCUCGGUGGAACGUACGAGCUGCCGGCGUACGAGGGGGCCGUCAUCGGACAGCUGUUGGACUGCUACAAGGAGAAGUUCGAGGAGGAGGAAAAAUAUGGUUACGUUUCGGAGGUGAAAGAGUCGUAAAUAAAACAAGUCGCUAAUGCAACAAUCGUAAGUGAAACAUCAUGACAUAUUUUAAACCAGUUUUAUCAAAUGUAAUGCCAUGA
Anopheles coluzzii is the source of this 1164-nucleotide messenger RNA. RefSeq names its product clavesin-1-like. The transcript is spliced from 6 exons. Gene Ontology annotation, cellular component: membrane. Gene Ontology annotation, molecular function: phosphatidylinositol bisphosphate binding. The coding region runs from base 152 to 1081 and encodes 309 amino acids. NCBI's taxonomy places the organism in Eukaryota, Metazoa, Arthropoda, Insecta, Diptera, Culicidae. The record is from RefSeq and is a predicted model, not a curated record.